Messenger RNA from Aspergillus pseudonomiae, 4302 nucleotides. RefSeq names its product GYF domain-containing protein. The record is from RefSeq and is a predicted model, not a curated record. The coding region runs from base 102 to 4091 and encodes 1329 amino acids. The transcript has 3 exons. NCBI's taxonomy places the organism in Eukaryota, Fungi, Ascomycota, Eurotiomycetes, Eurotiales, Aspergillaceae. Gene Ontology annotation, molecular function: protein binding.
UCUCAGUGAACUCCCCGCUGAAGCCGCCACCCACCAAUGUACCCAAGGAGAACACAGGCGCUACUCCGGGAGGACGCAAGGGAUCGAUUUCUCAGGGUCAUAUGAACAACUACAACACCUCGUCCCCAAGCUCGAAUCGCCCGGGGCCUAGGCGUCGGGAGACCGGCGAUUCGAUCGGUAACCCUAUGUCUCCUACCACGGGCGGUUCUCGAUUCUUCCGUGACGAGCCGAAUACGGCUACCCCACCCCCGUCUCUCCUCCGUCGCAAAACAGAUUUUCGGGACACGUCGUCCACCGCUCGGUGGGAAGAGAAGGAGAAGGAAUCGGCUCGGGAUGUGACCUCGGAGGCCUCCUCGCCGUUUAAUUCCUUGAAACGCAGCUCGACUAAUCCUCUGAGUGCAGCACCGGGGACAACCAGUUCGCCGUGGGGCUCGGCUUCGCAAAAUGCCAGCUUCUCGCCCAUGGGGGCCUUCGGAGCGUUCUCUCUCGGCACGAACCCCACGGAGAAAAAACCAGGCUUUGGCAGCCUUCGCGGGGAAAGUCGCCUGAAGGGCCUCUUUUCGAAGGAUAGCUCGGAGGAUAUAUCAGCUGCGGUGAAGGAAAAGCCGUCCAUGAGCAAUCUGGAACGCUUGGCAGGUGAGGGUGAGCCGCGCUCGCAGUCGCCGUGGGGGGAAACUCUCAAAACCCGCACCGGACGGAGUGAGACGAACCCAUUUCAGGAGGAACCUCGGAGCGGCAGUGCUGCACUGGGGGGAUCUCAGGAACUUCCAUCCCAAGGCGCCGACCCGACCGGAUUCGCCGCGUUUGGAAUGACGUCCAGUAUCCCCGGCUUUCGAGAGCUGAUCCAGAGCCACGAGAACUCGCGUAAUCCCACCCCCAGUUUACUCCAGGGUCAUGAGCCCACCAGCCCGACCAAUACGAACCCGUAUCAAAGCCCCCAUGGGGACAGAGGCGACGUCGAUGAUGUCGAGACGGACGGCUCUGAUAUCCAAACCUCGCACCAUCCUGGCCUCACUGGACUGCGUGACACGACUGCGUUUGGCUCGAUCAGACGAGUCGGGUCGGGCAUGGACUUGCCUUCGAUCGAUCGGAGCGCGACGUCCAGCGUGGCCGGAAACCGCAGCUUCUCCAGCUUGGGUGGUUUGGGUGGCCUUCCCUCGAUUGGAGGGGCGGCCGGAUGGCCUGCAAGCGGUGCCAUUGGCACUCCAACCAGGGAACGAUCUGCUUUUGGCGGCGGCGGCGGCGCCUUUGGUGAUCCCAUCUUUGGCACGAUGGCUGAUCUCCAGUCCCCUAGUUUGUCGACCCUGGGAGGAGGCGGCCUCUUCAGCCCUGGCAUCAGUGGCACCGGCAGCAUCGGGCGCUCGAGCAAGCUAGGGUCUCUCUUCCCUGCGGCGAUGCAGGAGCAGAUGCAAGGCGAUCAAGCACGGGCUGAUCUUGGCAGCCUGGACGAUGGCUCCCGGCAACCAGAUCCCCAGCAGGCAGACAAGUCUGGUCAAACCAACCCACCUACCACCGCGUCUACUUCCCAGACUCCUGUCUCUGCCGUGGGCUCCAUCCCCACGUCCAUGGCCCCUGACGUACCUCCACCUAGUCAGACUCCCGGACAGCCUGGAAGCAAUGGCGGCUCUGUUCCUCCUGCUCAACAGCGGACUAUGGUGAUGCCCGAUCGUAUGCGCUGGAUUUACCGCGACCCACAGGGGAACAUCCAGGGUCCUUGGACGGGCCUUGAAAUGCACGAUUGGUUCAAGGCAGGCUUCUUCAGCCCUGACCUGCAGAUCAAGAAGCUCGAGGACCCAGAAUUUGAACCGCUGGCUCAGUUGGUGCGGCGCAUCGGCAAUUCGCGCGAGCCCUUCUUGGUUCCUCAGAUCGGGAUCCCUCAUGGACCCGAUCCGAACCCUGGUCACUGGACCGGAAACACGGCGGGUGCUGCUCAGCCUCCCUUCCCUGGCAGCUUCCCGAGCUUUGGUACGACGUUGACCGCCGAACAGCAGAAUGCCUUGGAGCGGAGGAAGCAAGAGGAGCAGUACCUGAUGGCCAGACAGAAGGAACAUCUCGCACAGCAACAGGCCAUGAUGAAGCAAAUGCAAUUCCAGGGACUGCCCCCCACUAUGCACCCCCAUCAGCUCCAGCAUCAUUCGAGCGCCCACAGUCUUCACAGCCAGCCCAGUUUCGGUAGCAUUGCUUCGCCUGUUGGUUUCCAACCAUCGCCAAUCCAGGGACCCAUCCAGCAGCAGCAACAACAACAACAGCAGCAGCAGCAGUCGCAGCCGCAGCCGCAACCUCUUGGUGGCUUCUUCGACGCCGCCGGUCCGAUAAGGCAGAGCGCCCUGCCCAACGUUGGUCCUGGGAUGAUUGGGACUGAGCUAGGCGGCAGUCAGGAUCAGCUCCCUGCCCUUCUGGAGCGUCUGAACGUCAACCGACCGGAUCCGUUCGCUUUUGGCAGUGCAGCGCCCUUUGCCACUCGGCAGCCGGACAGCCUAUUCCAUCAACAGCAGGUUGCCACCAUGCUCCAAGAUCGGGCUCAGCUGCAACAGGAGCAAGAACAAUUUGACAGCACUCAAGGUGACAACUUGUUCGACCAACAGGCCCGUGAAGAACGGCUCCGCCAGUUCCAUGCUUUGAGGGCACAGGAAGAUGAAUUCGGCAUGCGCACUGCUGAGGGACUUCCCACUCAUCCAACCACUGGUCCUUCUCCCCCGCCGGAAGCCGAGUCGGUCCAGGAUGUUGACCUCGACUCCCCCCCGGUGGACGCAGAGCAACCUACUGUAGAAGACGAAGAACCGAUCCUCACUCUUUCCCAGCAGGUUCAGAAGGCUGCAUCCGCUCAGAGACAGCAGCAGGAGCAGCAGGAGCACGAACAGCAGCAGAGCCAGGCCGCGAAUGACGCAGCAUGGGCCGUCAAGGGUGAUCCAGCCAUGCCCCAGCCGUUCCCUCCCCCACCGUCCGCAUCGCCGCUCCCAGCUCCCGCGGCACAGCGCAGCCGUCAGAAUGUUGCGGAAUCGCUCGCAGCCAACUCGAGAUCUCAGACCCAGACUCCUGUGGAAGCCCCUGCCACGUCCAUUGCCCCAUGGGCCAAGGAGGCGCAUGAGGUGCCCAAGGGACCGUCGCUGAAGGAGAUUCAAGAGGCCGAGGCUCGGAGCGCUGCUCAGAGAGAAGAACUGGCUGCCGCUGCUCGUCGGGCUCAACUGCUCGCAGAGCAAGAGCGUCUUAGCCAGGCUCAAGUCCAGACGCCUGGUCUCCCAUCGACUGCCAACUGGGCCAGUGCUGGAUCUCCGUCUACUCCCGCGUCCACCGGGUCGGUGUGGGGUAACAACAAGGCCCCGGCCACUGCUACCGGCGGUGCGAAGAAGACCCUCGCGCAGAUUCAGAAAGAGGAGGAGGCUCGUAAGCAGCGUGCCGCUGCCGCUGCCGCUGCCGUCGCUGCUCAGAGUGCCGUUGCCGCAGCGCCCAGCCCCCCAGCCCCAUCUUCUACUGGCAAGCGGUAUGCGGAUCUGGCUAGCAAGGCUCCUGCUCCUGCUGCUCCGACCACUCCCGCCACUACGGGUGCUUGGACCACCGUGGGUGCCGGCGGUAAGGCCCGAGCUCCUCCCGCUGCUCCCUCCGGACCGCGAUCGACCACCGCAACGACUCCUUUGGCGGCCUCUCCCGUGAAGCCCAAGCCCGCUACCAUUUCCACUCCGCGUGCCGUUUCCGUGAACACCGUGACCCCGGCCAACCCUAACCGCGCCGUCGAGGAGUUCACCAAAUGGGCCAAGCUGGCACUGGGCAAGGGGUUGAACAGCAACAUCAAUGUGGAUGACUUUGUUCAGCAGCUGCUAUUCCUGCCGGCCGAAGCGGAGAUCAUCUCGGACUCGGUGUAUGCCAACUCGCAGACGCUGGAUGGCCGCCGAUUCGCCGAGGAGUUCAUCCGUCGUCGUACCUUGGCCGACAAGGGCAUCGUGGAUCCCGUCGCCGCCAGUGCAUUUGCGGAGAAGAGUAGCGGUGGAUGGAGUGAGGUGGCCAAGAAGGGAUCGUCGAAUGCGCACCGGGAAGAGGAUAGCAGCAAUGCCGCGUUCAAGGUUGUUGCUCCUCGCAAGAAGGGCAAGCGGUGAUUGUGAAUAGUGGCAUAGCUCCUUGUGAAUAUUUGCCAGAGAUGUACUAGUAGUUUUUGCAUUCCGCAUGAUUGGUGAUUGAAUGGUGAUGAGUUGCAUGCUUACGUUUGCUUCGUAGAUGUCCUCGUAUACCUCCAGUAGGACUUUCCGAGGUGGAUUGCCACUGGCUUGAAUUGUAUAGGGAUGUUUUAAGUUGGGUCCACUGAUCCAG